Schizosaccharomyces japonicus yFS275 is the source of this 1098-nucleotide messenger RNA. Its product is annotated as tRNA specific adenosine deaminase subunit Tad2. The record is from RefSeq and is a predicted model, not a curated record. Gene Ontology annotation, cellular component: tRNA-specific adenosine-34 deaminase complex. Lineage: Eukaryota; Fungi; Ascomycota; Schizosaccharomycetes; Schizosaccharomycetales; Schizosaccharomycetaceae. The transcript has 5 exons. The coding region runs from base 1 to 1098 and encodes 365 amino acids. Gene Ontology annotation, molecular function: hydrolase activity; zinc ion binding; kinase activity. Gene Ontology annotation, biological process: tRNA wobble adenosine to inosine editing.
AUGACUUCGUCUAACACUUUCAUCGUUGCAAUUGCCGGCGGUCCGGUUUCUGGAAAGAAGACGCUAUGCAAAGAGCUUGAACAAAGAUUACAACAUUUGAAUCACCCGGUGAAUUCGCAUACAAUUCAUAUGUCAUCUUUCCUUUUGCCGAACAACAAAAACAGGUUUGACUUGAACAGUUACGAUAUUAAGGCUUUAAAAUAUGUUUUGGAACAGGCAAAAAAUGGUGCGAACGUCUUGGAGCUGCCCAAUGGCGAGAAAAUCACACUUGAGGGCGAAAAAAACCGGUUCCUCCUUGUCGAAGGUUAUUAUUUAUUGGUUAAUGAGUUGUUGGACUGCUUUACCCUUAAGGUGUUCAUGUACGCAGACUCUGACACGCGUCUCCAGCGCUGCGUUAUCCAACGUGUUCACGAGCAACAUGAGGACCUUGAGACCGUGCUUCAGGAAUUUAUUCAAGCCGGAAAGCCUUGCUACGAACUUAUGAUGCAUCCUACACGUGAGAAUGCCGAUGUCAUCUUCCCGCAAAAGGAGAACAUAGACAACGCGAUCAAAUUUCUGUUCUGUUACAUCCAAGAUUUGCUGGACGAGUCUCUGAAAUCAGGGUUGGUGUCGGAGAACAAGGCCAUGUUUUCGGAGGAGAAUAGUGUCCAUCAUCAAUUUAUGAAAGAAGCCUUGAACAUGGCAGAGCUUGCCUUGAAGUGGAACGAAGUUCCUGGCAUCCAACAUGCCGAAUUAGUGGCAGUGGAAGAUAUUUUGAAAAGAUACCCUCCUUCUAUCUUUGAAGAGGUGACCUUAUACGUUACUGUGGAGCCAUGUCUCAUGUGCGCGGCCGCCCUAAAGCAAUUGCAUAUUAAGGAAGUUUAUUUUGGCUGUGGAAACGAUCGCUUUGGUGGUUGCGGAAGUGUAUUUUCCAUUAACAAAGAUCCUUCUGUCGAUCCUCCAUACCCCGUAUAUCCGGGAUUAUAUCGUGCGGAGGCAAUCAUGUUGAUGCGGCAGUUCUAUGUACAGGAGAAUACAAAGGCUCCUGUCCCAAAAACGAAGAAACAGCGCAUUCUUAAAUUGGAGAUUGACGAAUUUGACAGUAGUAAAUACGCAUAA